CAACAUUCAGAAGCACCAUCACUGUUGGCGGAUCAACGAUUGUAAGACGACGUAUUUAGUUUAGCGGCCGUUCUCUUAUCUAGCUCCGACGAAAGCAGCCUUCUAUACCAGUGCGUAUAAAGGUUGCGGGAACGAGCUAACGAUCUCGGCGCCGCGCGCAAUUUAUCCGUUAAACGUUUCGACUUGCGGUGUAUUAUAACCUCUACGCGCGGUCUUGUAAUCACAACAAUGAAAUCGCUCUGUGUUUUUCUCGUCGCUCUGGUCUGCGUCGGCGGCAUCUUGGCAUCAGAUAAAUCAAGUUGUUUAUUGAAGACUCCAAAUGUAAUAUGGGAAUCAGACUGGAAUAAGAUGCAUAAGGAAUGUGUAGACAAAUUGAAGAAUCAAGUUCAAAUGGAAAUCAAUGCUGCCCUGGUAUAUUUUGCAAUGGGGGCACAUUUUGCACGUGAUGUUGUAGAUCGCCCAGGCUUUAGCAAGUUCUUUUUUGAAAGCGCAAGUGAAGAAAGAGAGCAUGCAAUGAAAAUCAUCGACUAUUUGCUAAUGCGUGGACCACUUGUUACAAAGAACGAAAAUACUAAUGAUGAAAAUAAAAUAUAUUUUGAUAUGGCUGAGCUAUUAUCUUCCAACUUCUAUGCAAACGAAAUCAGUGAACUGCAAGAAAUUAAUAAGGAAAUUGAUAAAGACGCUCUUGACGGAAGUAAAGCUCUCAAAUAUGCUUUGGACUUAGAAGUUAAGGUUACGAAAAGCAUUAAGGAUAUAAUUCAAGUUUGUGAAGAUCCGGAAGGAAGAAGUGAACUAACUUCAAAACAAGAUUCUAAACAUGCUAAACAAGAUCCUAAACAAGAUCCUAAACAUCCUAAACAAAUUAAACAAGAUAUUAAACAAGAAAAUAUCAAUGAUUACCAUUUGGUGGACCAUCUUAUAACGGAAUUCUUGGACGAACAAUAUAAAGGACAACGUGAUCUUAUUGGAAAACUCGCAAUAUUGAGUAAAAUGUCAUCAUCGCAUGGAAAGUUGGCAGAAUUUUUAUUUGAUAAAAAACUAUUAAAUGGAGAAAUCUAAGCGUUUUGAUCAAGAUACGUUUAGCUCGAGGAUACUCUUUCCUAUAAAUAUGUGUUUAUAAACUUAUAAUGGCCAUAUUUAGAAUAUAUUGUAUAAUUUAGAUUUUUUUUUUUGCAUUUCAUCAUGCGCGUUUGUAUUUUACUAUAGGGUAUAAGAUGUAAUAAUUUCUAUUUGUGGCAUAUUUCUAAAUGUGGCCUUUAAUAUUAUAAGAGUAUGUGGAGCAAUGUUUAUAAUAUUUGUUAAUCAAUAAUAAAUAUAUGCU
This is a messenger RNA of Linepithema humile (Argentine ant), 1321 nucleotides long. It is a transcript of the gene Fer1HCH, whose product is annotated as Ferritin 1 heavy chain homologue. Gene Ontology annotation, biological process: iron ion transport; intracellular iron ion homeostasis. The record is from RefSeq and is a predicted model, not a curated record. Lineage: Eukaryota; Metazoa; Arthropoda; Insecta; Hymenoptera; Formicidae. Gene Ontology annotation, cellular component: cytoplasm. Gene Ontology annotation, molecular function: ferrous iron binding; ferric iron binding.